Messenger RNA from Sphaerulina musiva SO2202, 618 nucleotides. RefSeq lists its product as uncharacterized. Lineage: Eukaryota; Fungi; Ascomycota; Dothideomycetes; Mycosphaerellales; Mycosphaerellaceae. The record is from RefSeq and is a predicted model, not a curated record. The transcript has 3 exons. The coding region runs from base 176 to 442 and encodes 88 amino acids.
AUUUUGUGCCACUCCCGAUCGUCCCUCGCGGUUGCGUCAUUCUGGCCCUCUCAUAAAGCCCACCACAAUUCCAUUCCACUGCCUCUCCUCUCCCACAAACAACACCAUCUUACCCUCCACAACUCACAUCUCAACCCUCAAACCACCAACCACCAACCACAGCACCUCCAUCAACAUGUCUGCACCAAACGCCAACGCACCAAACGAGGGCAUCGUCGGCCAGAUCGCCAACUCUGUCUCCAACGCCGCCAACUACGUUGCCGAGACCGUCCAGGGCAAGACCGCUGAGGCAUCGAAGGAGGCCAACAAGGAGCAGGCCAAGGGCAACACACCAAACUCCAGCAUUGGUGACCGUGUCAGCGGAGCCACUGGCGCUAUCAGCGACAAGCUUGACCAGACCAAGCACGAGGGUGCCGCUUCUGCCAACAAGCACUCCAUCUAGAUGCUUCGUUCCUUCGAAACCUAUGAUGGGAUGAGAUACGGCUGCAUUUUCAAUUCCGCAUGCUGAGCUUGCACACCUAGCAUACAUGACUUGCUAUGAGUUGUCAUCCUCGCGCUGAGAGAGAGGAGGAUCGAUCAUGAGUUUACUUUGAGUAACAUGAGAGAGAUAUAGCCAGC